Elgaria multicarinata webbii is the source of this 1493-nucleotide messenger RNA. RefSeq names its product nudix hydrolase 4 (gene NUDT4). Gene Ontology annotation, molecular function: bis(5'-adenosyl)-hexaphosphatase activity; endopolyphosphatase activity; bis(5'-adenosyl)-pentaphosphatase activity. The coding region runs from base 389 to 934 and encodes 181 amino acids. The record is from RefSeq and is a predicted model, not a curated record. Gene Ontology annotation, biological process: adenosine 5'-(hexahydrogen pentaphosphate) catabolic process; diadenosine pentaphosphate catabolic process; diphosphoinositol polyphosphate metabolic process. Lineage: Eukaryota; Metazoa; Chordata; Lepidosauria; Squamata; Anguidae. The transcript has 5 exons. Gene Ontology annotation, cellular component: cytoplasm; nucleus.
GCUGCUGCUAGAAAGACUCGGGCCGGGCUCCAGCUGCGACGCCGCGGGAUUUACGAGGCGGCUGUGCAAGGGGAGCCCGCCGGCUGAGCAGACGGAGGGACUCCAUGGCGUGGCGUGGGCUCCUGCGCGGCCGCGGCACCGACAGCUCCUCCGCCACGGCUGGUAGCGGCGCUGGGUUCCCCUGAGAGGCGCUUUGCCGCCUUCUUCCCUCACGGCCGGGAACGGGCUCCUUCGCCUCGACGCCGUUCGUCGGAGUGGGCCGGAGAGCGCGCGAGCGAGCGGAAGAGAAGAGGUGCCACCGCGGGGCCUCCGUAGUCUGUCUCCCACACGGGCGGGCGUGCCGGGCUCUGGACUAGGUGGCGGCGGCGGCGGCAUUAUUUCUGCCUCUAUGAUGAAGUUCAAGCCAAACCAGACGCGGACCUACGACCGGGAGGGCUUCAAAAAGCGGGCGGCGUGCUUGUGCUUCCGCAGUGAGAGGGAGGACGAGGUGCUAUUAGUAAGCAGUAGCCGGUAUCCAGAUCAGUGGAUUGUUCCAGGUGGAGGAAUGGAACCAGAAGAGGAACCAGGUGGUGCUGCUGUCAGAGAAGUCUAUGAAGAGGCUGGAGUGAAGGGAAAACUAGGCAGAUUGCUGGGCAUAUUUGAGCAGAAUCAAGAUCGGAAGCAUAGGACUUAUGUUUAUGUUCUUACUGUGACCGAAAUCCUGGAAGACUGGGAAGAUUCGGUUAAUAUAGGAAGGAAGAGAGAAUGGUUUAAAGUAGAGGAUGCAAUCAAGGUCCUUCAGUGUCACAAGCCUGUACAUGCAGAGUACUUGGAAAAAUUGAAACUGGGGUGUUCACCAACCAAUGGAAAUUCUGUUGUCUCUUCCCAUCCUGAUAACAACUCUCUAUAUGUUACUUCAGCACAGACUUCUGGAUUGCCCUCUACUGUAAGAUAAAAUCCUGAAUUAGUUUUUUGUUCACCAUCGCAAGGGGAGAUGUUUUAGUGGUCAUGUGCUAUGGGUAUAGUCAUCAAAAUCCUGAGUGUGUGAACAGUUUCUGUUCAAACAUACACCUUUUUCUUUUUUAGCAACGUGUAAUUUUUCAGCAAACCAAAGCCAUACAGGGAUUUUUAAAAGAUGCCUUAAAUGGCCCUCUUUGUGGGGUUUUUAAAGCAUAGAUAACUUAAGUAUCUAAUUAAACAGUGAAUGUGUAACUUGGCAUUUGAGUUUCGCUUAAUUUUGUUUCUUAAAUUUCCUAAAAAUCAAAAAUAGUUUGGGGAACUUUGCUUUAGAAUACUUGUCCUUAUUUCCCUACUUCAGAAUAAAAUUAACUGGGGGAGUUAAAAGGCAGUGGAAACCAACAAAAAGUGCCUUCAAUGUCAAACUUCCUCCUUCAAAGUAUUUCACAUAAAUCCUAACCAGAGCAGUGCCAGCUUGUCUGUUGUUGCCAAUCCUUCAAACUGCUCUUGCUUAGUUAUUUAGCCAAACAAGUAGAUUAAAAACAAUAGGCAAAUAU